UUCCGUACGAUGUCGUGGCGUUUCCGAUCUUGUUGAAUUAGUGUUAGCUUGCCAGCUACCAACAAAAAUAGCUACUGCUGCUCGGAUAAAAUCUCUGACAUUAGCUAUCACCUUGAAGAUAGGACAUCUCUGAUAGAAUAAAUCAAAAUGAGACGCGCAGGUUUGGGCGAAGGAGGACCUGGAAAUUAUGUGGCCAGUGGUUACAGCGCGUAUGAAGAGGAAAAUGAACACUUACAAGAGGGUCUGAGAGCCAAAGUCAGCGCCUUGAAACAUCUGUCAAUAGAUAUUGGAACCGAAGUGAAGUACCAGAACAAAAUUUUGGAUGAUAUGGACUCAGACUUUGACUCAACAGGUGGUUUGCUGGGGGCCACCAUAGGGAGAGUGAAGCAGCUUUCCAGAGGAAGCCAGACCAAGCUCCUGUGCUACAUGCUGCUCUUCUGCCUCUUCGUCUUUACCCUCCUCUACUGGUUUAUCAAACUGAGGUGAUACAUUACAGGAGGCCCUGGCUUUUCCCUCCCUGCCUCCGCCAUAAGUCCGCCACUGGAUCAGAAGACCAGGAUGAUGAUGACGAUGAUAAUCAAAUGUUAAAAAUCAAAUUGUCACACGUGCCGAAUACAAGUGUAGACCUUACCGUCAAAUGCUUACUUAGGAGCCCUUAACCAACAGUGUGACAAUGACAAUAGGGGGUAAUAAUGCAUGGCUGUUCACUUUAGACAGCUCUGAUGGAAUUAAUAGACACCACCAUAAGUUCACGAUUGUAACAAUGUCCAUUAACGAUGAGGUAUAUUCUAGGUUCAUUUGUAACUGAGUGAUCUAGUUCAUCAGUGAUCUGGUAAGGCUAAGCAGUAACAUACAGUGCGUUCAGAAAGUAUUCAGACCCCUUGAAUUUUUCCACAUUUUGUUACAUUACACCAUUCUAAAAUUGAAAAGCAAUUUAAUCCAUCUAAACACUAUCCCAUAAUGACAAAGCAAAAACAGGUUUAGACAUUUUUGCAAA
Oncorhynchus kisutch (coho salmon) is the source of this 997-nucleotide messenger RNA. Its product is annotated as BET1 homolog. The coding region runs from base 148 to 486 and encodes 112 amino acids. Lineage: Eukaryota; Metazoa; Chordata; Actinopteri; Salmoniformes; Salmonidae. The record is from RefSeq and is a predicted model, not a curated record. The transcript is spliced from 4 exons.